CUGCAUAUAAACAGAGCCACAGGACACUCACUAUGGACAUUAUGGUUAUAUGACAAGUUUAUCUUUUCAGCUGUUUAUCCAAGUAUAAAUAACAAGUCUUUUUCCAGAGAUUUGACUGUCUGUAAACCAAAGCGUCCACCACAUCUCACACGAUGGAUAAGUUUCGUAUGAUGUUCCAGUUCCUCCAGUCCAACCAGGAGUCUUUCAUGAAUGGGAUUUGUGGCAUCAUGGCAUUAGCGAGCGCCCAGAUGUACUCUGCCUUUGAGUUCAGCUGCCCCUGCAUGCCAGAGUACAACUACACCUACGGUAUCGGGCUUCUCGUCAUCCCUCCCAUAUGGUUCUUUCUGUUGGGCUUUGUCUUGAACAAUAAUGUGUCGGUGCUCGCCGAGGAGUGGAAAAGGCCCACAGGGAGCCGGACGAAGGAUCCGACAGUCCUGCGCUACAUGUUUUGUUCAAUCACCCAGAGGUCGUUGAUCGCCCCUGCGCUGUGGGUGUCGGUCACCCUCAUGGACGGGAAGAGCUUCCUCUGCGCUUUCAGCAUCAACUUGGACAUUGAAAAGUUUGGGAAUUCCAGCUUCAUUAAAGGGAUGUCGGAGACAGAGAAGAUUCGACUGCUGGCCAGAAUCCCCUGCAAAGACCUGUUUGAGCAUCAGGAAAUAAGAGUGGCGGCAACACGGUACAUCAAGUGUAUAUCACAGGCAUGCGGGUGGAUUUUUCUCCUCAUGAUGACCUUCACCGCCUUCCUCAUCCGGGCCAUCAGGCCGUGCUUCACCCAGGCCGCUUUCCUCAAAACCAAAUACUGGUCCCAUUACAUCGACAUCGAGCGCAAGAUGUUCGAUGAGACCUGCAAGGAGCACGCGAAGAGCUUCGCCAAAGUGUGCAUCCACCAGUACUUUGAGAACAUCAGCGGCGAGAUGCAGAGCCUCCACCGCCACCGCUCCGGGAAGGACGACGAGGGCGACGAAGACGAGGACAAGAGAAGUGACGAAGACAAGCUGCUGGGCAUCAGGGCCCAGGACGACAUGAACAAGGUUCUGUGGAACUGGCACACGUGUAAGCCGGCGCUGGCUCUGAGGAAGGACCAGAUGGACGGUGAAAACGACAGCAAGCUGACCGGGAAGAUAAACGAGGGAUUCAAUGGGUUCGCAAACGGACACGCCCACGAGACCAAAAAAAAGGAAUGGGCGGUGUAUUACAGUAAGGUUUAAAGAAAACUGAGAGAAAACACUUACAAAUGAACUCGCAGGCAGACACUGUGUUCCAGAGAUGUGGCCUUUACUUUUGUUUCCUCGCCUUAGAAGCUAAAGGAAAAAGACUUUGUUACUUUGACAAAGUCUGCAACUAUUGCCCAUCUCUUCAUAUUUUGCUUCCAUUCAGUUAGACUUUUUUUCCCCCUUCUUUUAAAGUUACAUUGGCCAAUAUCUCCUACAGAUUUCCAAAGGCUUUUCAGAGCUUUUCUUUCCACGUUUACUGUUUCCUCCAUCAUUUAAUUUCAGGACCUGAUCCUUUCAGAGGAGUGUCUUUCGUUACGCUGCGUCGCUCUGACCUAUGAAUUAUGUAAGACAUCUAAAUUCAAUGAAUUAAUCCUUGUUCUAUGACAAAGAGCAGAAAAAAGUUAAAUUGGCUCUGAGUCACGUAAAAUGGCAUUUUAGUAUUAGCAAAGGGAUUUUUGAGACCAACUCUUUGUGUUCAAGGUCUGAACCGAAAGGCAGGACCCAAAUAGGAAAUUCUCAGAGUGGCCUUUGGAAACCCUAAGAAACGGUUUGAUCAACAUUGAGAAAGUAACGUGUUCUUUAGAGAGAACAUAUAUAUAUUGCACCUGUAACAGCUCUGACUGAAUCUCAUUCCAGUGCACAAUUUCUAAAGUUGCAGCUUUUAUCCAUUGUCGUGGCACUUCCUUCAGGACGAGUAGCCUCUGCUAAUGUUCAACACUAAAUAAUGCAAAUAAAAACUGAAACCCUGAA
Molecule: messenger RNA, 1964 nt
Organism: Poeciliopsis prolifica (blackstripe livebearer)
Lineage: Eukaryota; Metazoa; Chordata; Actinopteri; Cyprinodontiformes; Poeciliidae
Gene: calhm1b
Product: calcium homeostasis modulator protein 1
Exons: 3
Coding region: 153-1208 (351 amino acids)
Molecular function (GO): monoatomic cation channel activity
Source: RefSeq, a predicted model, not a curated record